Molecule: messenger RNA, 1392 nt
Organism: Rhodamnia argentea
Lineage: Eukaryota; Viridiplantae; Streptophyta; Magnoliopsida; Myrtales; Myrtaceae
Product: nuclear transcription factor Y subunit B-7
Exons: 1
Coding region: 387-1202 (271 amino acids)
Biological process (GO): regulation of transcription by RNA polymerase II
Cellular component (GO): CCAAT-binding factor complex; nucleus
Molecular function (GO): protein heterodimerization activity; DNA-binding transcription activator activity, RNA polymerase II-specific; RNA polymerase II cis-regulatory region sequence-specific DNA binding
Source: RefSeq, a predicted model, not a curated record
AUUGCACAUAUUAGGCUAAAGUUCGGGGACUAUUUGUGUUAUUAUCCCCUGUGUUAGAUGUUCAAAUUAAUAAACCAGACUGGGUGCCAAUUGCUCUAGCUGAACUUGGUUCUAAACAUUAUUAAGCUGGUAGAGUUACCAAGAAUCAGAUAAGAUUGGUCAAGAAUCACAUCAGAAUACAAAAAGAAGGGUCUUUUUCAGCUGUUCAUGUAGGGAAAAAAAGGGUAUUAAAAAGAAAAACCCAGUUGAGCAAGGGUAUGAUAGCAAAAAGGGCAAGCAAAAUAUAGUUAAAAGAUGGGGUCAGGACAGUUAAUUCCCCCCUCAUCCACGAGGGGAGCGAGUCCCUGGGGGCUCACCCUCUUUGUUUGCCUAUUUUUAAGCUUCCCAUGCCAUUUUUUAUUAACUUAACAAGUAAAAGUCACCCCCAAAAAAAAAUCAAGGACCUGUCUUUUUCAGACACAUACUCAGAGAGAGAGAGAGAGAGAGAGAGAGAGAUGGAAGAAGAGAUUGAGAGCCAUCAUGGGGAUGUGCCAAAUGUUGUGCCCAGAAGAAGAAGCUCAAGCCCAGAGAGCCCUUGCUUGAAGACCAGCCACCACCACAGCAACAAAGAACAGGACAGGUUCUUGCCCAUUGCCAACGUUGGGAGGAUCAUGAAGAAGGUGCUUCCUGGGAACGGCAAGAUCUCCAAGGACGCGAAGGAGACAGUCCAGGAAUGUGUGUCCGAGUUCAUCAGCUUCGUCACUGGGGAGGCGUCGGACAAGUGCCAGAGGGAGAAGAGGAAGACCAUCAAUGGCGACGACAUCAUCUGGGCGGUCACAACUCUAGGGUUUGAGGAUUACGUCGUCCCCCUCAAGACGUACCUCAACAAGUACAGAGAGAUCGAGGGCGAGAAGCUGAACGUCCCCAAGCAACAGCAGAGAUCCUGCUCGUCAUCGGAUCAACAGCAACCGCAACAGCAACAUAGGAUGCAUCAACCGCCGUUCGAUCCCCAGAUUCAAGAUCACAGCACCAGCAUGGGGUUUGCCCAUAGCGAUAAUAAUAACGGUAGUAACGGAUUUUGUUCUCCGGCGAGCAUUUUGUCUCAGCCUCGCGCUUUCGGGGGCGCCGAUCAUCAGCCAUUGAUCUCCUUGCCUUUCUCUCCCAAUCCCAUUCAAAAGCAAUUACAGCACCAAGACCAAGUUGAUUCCUUGGGGCAGUGGUAGAUAUCGUACUUAAAAAUCUCACCUUUUGUCACUUUUUCUGUGUUAUAUUAUACAAUGCUGAUAUAUACCAUUCAACCAAUACGUUACAGUUUCUCUAGUAUACAUGUAUGAUUUUGGAGAUAGAUCCUUUACCAGCCCCCACAUCACUCAUUAUAGUUUCUUGUCCAACCUCACGCCUUCAUCUAUUUGU